AAGCACUUAGCUGUUAGGGUCCUGGGGGAGUGCAGAGCACAGUUUAAAGUACUUUCACUCUCACUCGGUCCAGUCAAAGCAGCUGGGCACAGAGGGGAAGAAGCCACUGGGAUUGCACGCUGCACAUUCAGGUGCUGGGGAAGAGAACGCCGCUGCUGCCGUGUCAUUGUUGUUGAUGUUUUUGUUUUUGUUGUCGCACCAGGAGAAAUGGCUCUCAGAAGGUCUGACCAGAAAAAAGAACCCAGCAUUGAGCUGUUCAUUAAGGCAGGUCUCGACGGAGAGAAUAUUGGGCACUGCCCAUUCUGCCAGCGUCUCUUCAUGGUUCUGUGGCUUAAAGGAGUUAAGUUCACCGUAACCACAGUUGAUAUGAAAAAGAAACCAGAAGAACUCAGGGACUUGGCACCCGGGACCAACCCCCCUUUCCUCCUGUACAACGGAAAGCUCAAAACAGACUUCCUGAAGAUCGAAGAGUUUCUGGAGCAGACUCUGGCGCCCCCUAGGUAUCCUCACCUCAGCCCACAGAAUAAGGAGUCCUUUGAUGUUGGCAGUGAUAUCUUUGCCAAGUUCUCAGCGUACAUCAAGAACAGCUCAGCAAACACAAAUUUCGAGAAGGCUCUGCUGAAGGAGUUCAAGCGGCUCGAUGACUAUCUGCAGUCCCCACUCCCCGAGGAGAUCGACCUCAACAGCACCGAAGACCUGCUCGUCUCCCGGAGGAAGUUCCUGGACGGAGACCGGCUGACCCUGGCGGACUGCAACCUGCUGCCCAAACUGCACGUCAUCCAGAUAGCGGCUAAGAAAUACUGUGACUUCGAAAUCCCAACUCGCUUCACGGCGGUGUUGCGCUACCUAGAGAACGCCUCGCAGAGGGACGAGUUCAGUCACACCUGCCCUGCCAGCGGCGAGAUCGAGCGGGCGUACGCCUUCGCAGCAAACAAAAUGAGCUGUGACCCGCGGCCAGGACUCGCAAAACUGUACUAGCACAGCGAAGAUCAUGGACGGCCAGAGAAAUUCACUGAACUUUUUCUUUUAAGAUGUUACAUGUGUAUAGCUUUUUAUACUCCUGCUAUAAAAAAAAAUAUACUGCUCCGAGUGCUGGAUACAGGAGACAAAGACGAUGAUGAGGAGGAAAGCCCUCUGAGAAUGAGGGUUCAGUCUUAUUUAUGAAGCAUAACGUGCUGGUGAUAUUUGCAAAGUGAUAUUUGAAUGUAAUCUAGGAUCCACAAUCAUUUGACAUAUUAUUGAUAGAGUAUUCCAGUUUACUACACUGAGAUAAUGUAGACAACUUGUAGAAUGAUAGUGUGUGUGUGUUUGAUAUUGUAUACAAGGGCUUUCUGAAACUGUUUUCGUUUAACCUGAGAAGCUUUUUGGUAUUAAAACCUGAAGUCAUCUGAUUUAAAAAAAAAAAUAAAAAAUACUGUAAAGCCAUAAAUAUUUGUGAGCCUUUGUACAUACUUCGUAUGUUGCAAAAGGUCGCCAACUUUUCUGGAGUAAAAUAGGUUUUAUGGUUGUGAUUCAUCAAAUAUUUUGGUCGCAAAUAUUUAUGGCUUUACAGUAUAUAGUAAUACUGCCACCCAGUGGCAAUAAAAUAAACUUACUCAUUCUAGCGUGGAUUUGUAAAGCCUGUUUUAAAGCUUGGGUGUGUGUUACUGACAGUCAUAAAUGUUAUGGUGUAUUAUAGUGUACAAUAUGUUUUAGCCUGUGAAUGUCGGUUUUUUGUAAUUGUAUCGGUUAAAAAAAAAAAAAAAACGCUGCAUAAGCUUCCUUAAUCACCCUUUUUUUAUUAAAGUGUUUAAAAUAUGCUACAUAUAGAGUAUAAAUUCUUCAUUUAAAUAUAAAUGCUUAAGUGCUUUUAUAUCCAAAUGAAAAAUGCAUUUGAAAAAUGUACCGCGAUAGUAUUGCAUUUAAUUACCACCACAUAUAAGCUUGGAUAUAAAUAAACCUAAAAUUCUAGUCAAA
Messenger RNA from Polyodon spathula (Mississippi paddlefish), 1956 nucleotides. RefSeq names its product chloride intracellular channel protein 2-like. The transcript is spliced from 6 exons. NCBI's taxonomy places the organism in Eukaryota, Metazoa, Chordata, Actinopteri, Acipenseriformes, Polyodontidae. The record is from RefSeq and is a predicted model, not a curated record. Bases 208 to 978 code for a protein of 256 amino acids.